UCUAAAACCACUAAUCACAUCAGUCCCAGAUUAAUUAAUUAGUCAUCAGUCUCUGAGUUUGUUGGGCAUGGUGGCGAGUUCUAAUCCAUGAUUAACUUAAUAACCUCCCACGUAAUCACGUAAUUAAACACACUCCCCUGUUUUCAUUAACCAACUAAUCCGAAAUUCUCUCGGCAUUUUUCACAAUCGCUUCUUCUUCUUCAGCGAGGAUGCCGGGUUUAGUCUCCGUCAAAACCCCGCCCGACUCCGCCUCGCCCCGAAUCGCCGUCCCGGAGCCCCAGCCCCAAGAAUCCGAACCCGCCCCGGUUUCCAGAACCCCUUCCCCCCACACCAGAAAACCGCCGUCCCCGUCCCCGUCCCGACCCAAACCCUCGCCCGCCCGAUCCAAAAAGCCCCAACCCGCUUCCCCGGAUACUAUUCUCGCCGAUGCCUCCCUAGACAACCCGGAUCUCGGCCCGUUUCUGCUCAAGCUGGCCCGGGACACAAUCGCCUCCGGCGAGGGUCCGAACAAGGCGUUGGAGUACGCAGUAAGGGCGUCCAAAUCGUUCGAGCGGUGCGCGGUGGACAGCGAGCCGAGCCUGGACCUGGCCAUGAGCUUGCACGUGCUGGCGGCGAUUUACUGUAGCUUGGGCCGGUUCGAGGAGGCGGUUCCGGUUCUGGACCGGGCGAUUCUGGUGCCAGAGGUCGGAAGAGGUGCGGAUCACGCGCUCGCUGCGUUCUCUGGGCACAUGCAGCUCGGGGACACGUAUUCAAUGCUAGGUCAGGUGGACCGGUCCAUUGAAUGCUAUGAGGAGGGAUUGAAGAUCCAGAUCGAGGCCUUGGGCGACACUGAUCUCAGAGUUGGCGAGACUUGCAGAUAUUUAGCUGAGGCGCAUGUCCAAGCAAUGCAGUUUGAAAGAGCAGAAGAAUUGUGCAAGAAAACUCUUGAAAUUCACCAUGCUCAUAGUGAACCAGCAUCUCUUGAAGAGUCAGCUGACCGCCGGCUGAUGGCUCUCAUAUGCGAGUCGAAGGGAGAUUAUGAAUCAGCACUUGAGCAACUUGUCCUCGCCAGCAUGGCAAUGAUUGCAAAUGGGCUAGAAAAUGAGGUUGCUGCUAUUGAUGUCAGCAUAGGUAACAUUUAUAUGUCUCUUUGUCGCUUCGAUGAGGCUGUCUUCUCCUAUCAGAAGGCACUCACCGUUUUAAAGUCAUCAAGGGGUGAUAACCACCCUUCUGUUGCCUCUGUCUUUGUACGCCUUGCUGACCUAUAUCAUAGGACUGGAAAGCUCCGAGAGUCCAAAUCAUACUGUGAGAAUGCCCUGAGGAUUUAUGUGAAACCUGUGCCUGGAACAACGGCAGAAGAGAUUUCUGGUGGAUUGACUGAAAUUUCAGCCAUUUACGAGUCAAUGGAUGAGCCUGAGGAGGCACUUAAGUUAUUGCAGAAGUCGAUGAAGUUGUUAGAGGGUAAACCAGGACAGCAAAGCACAAUUGCUGGAAUAGAAGCACGGAUGGGAGUGAUGUUUUGCAUGCUCGGGAGAUAUGAAGAAGCAAGGAACUCUUUUGAAAGCGCUGUAACAAAACUUAGAGCUAGUGGAGAGAAGUCGCCCUUCUUUGGGGUUGUAUUGAACCAGAUGGGUUUGGCUUGUGUUCAAUUGUUCAAGAUAGAUGAGGCUGCUGAGUUGUUUGAAGAAGCGAGACGGAUAUUAGAACAAGAAUGUGGUCCUUGUCAUCAGGAUAGUCUUGGAGUAUAUAGCAAUCUUGCAGCAACCUAUGAUGCUAUGGGGAGAGUUGAAGAUGCAAUUGAAAUUCUGGAGUACGUUCUUAAAUUGCGAGAAGAAAAGCUUGGAAUUGCAAACCCGGAUUUUGCAGAUGAGAAGAGAAGGCUAUCCGAGCUUCUGAAAGAAGCCGGUAGGACCCGAGACAGAAAGGCAAAGUCACUGGAAAACCUCAUUGACUCAAACUCGACCUCGAAGAAGACAAGGAAAGAGGGGACAAAGAGGUGGGGUGCGUUAAGUUUCAAACUUUGAAGGAAAAAACAAGGGAAGAUUUAUCCACCAACAAAAAAAAAAAAAAAAAAAAAAAAAAAAAAAAAAAAAAAAAAAAAAAAAAAAAAGAGAGGAAAAAAAAGGAAAAAUUCUCCACUUUCACUCCAUUUCUUUCUGCUCUCCUGCACUUGCACAUUCUGUAACAUAGAAAAGCAUGUAUAGGUUUGAAGUUGUAAUUUGGCGAUGUUUUCUGUUUCUCGAGUUUUCAAAUUUCUCAUUAUUUUUCUUCGUCUUUGAUGAUGUUUUAUUGAUUUGCUGCAUUGUGAGCUUGAAGCUGGUUACUGAAAAGAAAAAUAUGCAUUUGAUGAAUAAAAUUCACAUGUAUGUUUUGCCCCUUUCUUGAA
Pyrus x bretschneideri (Chinese white pear) is the source of this 2365-nucleotide messenger RNA. Its product is annotated as protein KINESIN LIGHT CHAIN-RELATED 1-like. Bases 210 to 2003 code for a protein of 597 amino acids. The transcript is spliced from 3 exons. The record is from RefSeq and is a predicted model, not a curated record. Gene Ontology annotation, molecular function: protein binding. Lineage: Eukaryota; Viridiplantae; Streptophyta; Magnoliopsida; Rosales; Rosaceae.